UGUUUUUUAUUUUUUUUAUCAGACAAAGUUUAAUUGUAUUUUGAUGACCUCUCCUUUUCUUAUAACUGACUUGUCAAGUUCAUGAUGAUUGAAAAUUAAUAAGCAUAAUUUUUUUUUAUGUUACUUCCAAAGAAUUUUUUUCACUAAAGAGAUUUUAUGAAGUGUGCUAGUGCUAUAAUUUUUUGUGGACAUACGCCGGUUUUUUAAUUAAACUUACAUACUAGAAAGAAACGCGAUUUUGACUUGUAUUAGUAAUUAAUUACAGGAUUAUUGAUUUACUUUAAAGAACUCCUUUUGCUAAAUAACAUGGGUGAUUCGAACUUUCGAGCAAAGGACAUUGGCUUCCGUGCUCAGAAGAAGUUGCUUAGUCGUAUGGCAAACAAGAGUAUUGCAAAAGUAUUUAUCGAUGACGCCACAGGAAAUCUGCUGGACAAUCUCUAUAAACUUGGCAGGAGUCAGUCUGGUAAUAAGAAGGAAGCUGAAAAAGUCGUAAAGAAUAUUAUAAAAAUUGUAAUCAAAAUAGGAAUUUUGUAUCGCAAUGACCAAUUCAAUCAAGAGGAACUGUGGACAGCUGAAAAAUUUAAGCACAAAUUCCACUCCACAGCCAUGGCAAUCAUCAGUUUCUAUGAGGUCGAGUUCUCCUAUGAUCGUAAUUUUCUCCUACAAUCUUUAAACGAAUGCUGUGCCCUUCUCAAGAGUUUAGUUGUCCGCCACCUAACGGAGAAAUCCAUCAACAGAAUAGAGCACGUGUUCAACUUUUUUGCCAGUCCAACGUUUCUCGAUGAUGUGUUUAGCAGAGAUAGUCACCACAAAGACAUUUUAGGAAGAAUUGUGUCCGACAUGCAUAGGCUUAUGGAAGAUGGUUCUCUUUAAUGAUAUCUAGCAGAGAUAGUCACCACAAAGACAUUUUGGGAAGAAUUGUGUCCAGCAUGCAUAGGCUUAUGGAAGAUGGUUCUCUUUAAUCAUAUAUCUCUUAUAGCAGUGUCCUUUUAUUAAAAAACAAAUUUUUACACGGAACCUUUUUUUUUAAAGAAUGAAAACCAGUGAAUUUUAAUCUCUAGGAAUUAUGCCUUAAAAACACUUUUUUUAAAGGGAGAAUCGCACAUGUUUUUGUAAUUAACAAAGGAAACUGACUACAGGAAAAAAAAUAGGUUUAAAGGGAAUUUUUAAGGAAUGCUGCCUAUGUUUUUAUAAUAAACAAGAGUUAUAGAUUGUAGAAACUGUCUAACUCUGAAUUUAGCAUGUUUUUUUUAUAGGAUUGCACAUGUUUUUUGUAAUAAUCAUGGAAGAUGUUGUUGUACAUUAAUAAUCCUAAAUUCAAAGAAAAAUGUUUUUAAAAGACAUUUUUAAGAAAGAUUGCACAUGUUUUUGUAAUAAACAAGGGUAGUAGAUUACAAGAAAAUAGUAGUAUGCAUUAGGUAUCGUAAACUGAGUUUAGCAUGCUCAUUUUAAUUUAGUGCUUGAUUUAUAACGCUUAAGCUUUUUAUAAAGAAAUCUUAAUUGUAAUUUCCUUCAAGGAUUUUUCUGCAAGUUUUUGUGUUUUGAAUUACUAAUUCAAUUUGAUAUAUUUUAUUCAUUCUUCUUUGAAUGGAUUUUAAUCGACAAUGUACCAGUUUGUAAUUUAAAUAUAGUUCCUAGCUUUUGAUAUAAUGUAAUCCUUUCAAUUUGCAUUAUAAUUUUGUUUUAAAACUUUUAAGACAUAGUACUGAAUUUAGUAAUUAAAGUAGUAUGUAUGCUACUUCAUAAUUGUCAUAAUUAAUCAUAUAAUGAGUAAAUAGAUUUUUAUUUAAUUAUUUUAAAACUUUUAUUUGCAUAGUUACUAUUAUUAAUGUUUGCUUACGAAUUGUUUUCAUUUAUCUACAGUUGUAUGUUAAAAAUACAAGUUGAUUAGUUAUUGUGACAUUACAAUACACUUGCCAUGUUUAUUGCAAUUUUUUUGCAUUGUCCAUGUAUAUUUAGAAAAAGAUUUGUACACAUCUGUUUAAAAACAGGUAUUUUUUAAUAAUGAAUUUUUGCAGUUAUACAUAUUUGAUUUGAGCGUUUAUAAGUGUUUUUCAUUGUGAGGUAUAAUCUGUCUUAUUUUACUAUCAAAAUGUGCUUCCACAAGUAUACAGACUCACACAUUUGUGUACUUUAAAAUUAUGCACAAUAUUGAAUAACAGCUAAACUUUUUGAAAUGUAGAAGUCAACAUUAUGUAAUGUAGUUGUUUGUAGUGUAAGCUAUUGAAAUACUUAAAAGAGAAUGCAUAGUUGCAUUUAAAAUAUGAAGAAGAUAGCAAAGUUGCCAUAUUUGUUAUCGA
Molecule: messenger RNA, 2300 nt
Organism: Parasteatoda tepidariorum (common house spider)
Lineage: Eukaryota; Metazoa; Arthropoda; Arachnida; Araneae; Theridiidae
Gene: sigmar
Product: Tumor necrosis factor alpha-induced protein 8-like protein sigmar
Biological process (GO): regulation of apoptotic process
Cellular component (GO): cytoplasm
Source: RefSeq, a predicted model, not a curated record